This is a messenger RNA of Drosophila navojoa, 1753 nucleotides long. RefSeq names its product citrate synthase (gene kdn). Gene Ontology annotation, cellular component: mitochondrial matrix. The record is from RefSeq and is a predicted model, not a curated record. Gene Ontology annotation, biological process: citrate metabolic process; tricarboxylic acid cycle; carbohydrate metabolic process. Lineage: Eukaryota; Metazoa; Arthropoda; Insecta; Diptera; Drosophilidae.
UCAGUUGCCGCGCAGCUGCCGUAUAGGAAGGGAGAGUAGGAAACUUUUUUCGCUCGCCGUAUAAACGCCACAAGAAAAAGAACAUUUCCAAAUUCUUCACUGGGGGAAAGCAAUUUUUUUCUGUGUUUGUGCGUGUUAGUGUUUAAAAAAGAACACAGCGUUUGAGUCAACUUCUUCUCAAAAUAAGCAGCCAAAUUAGCAUCAAUCAUGUCGAUCGUUCGCAUUUCUGCACGUAAACUUGUCGACGCACAGAAAGUGCCAGCUAUUAGUGGUUAUGUGCGUCAAAUCGCUUCUGAUGGCGCCAGCCUGCGCGAGGUGAUGGCCUGUAAGAUUCCGCAGGAACAGGAGCGUGUGAAAGCCUUCAGGAAGCAGCAUGGAUCCACCAAAACUGGCGAGACAACCAUCGAUAUGAUGUACGGUGGCAUGCGCGGCAUCAAGGCUCUGGUUACCGAGACUUCUGUGCUGGAUGCCGAUGAGGGUAUUCGCUUCCGUGGUCUUUCCAUUCCCGAAUGCCAGAAGGUACUGCCUGCCGCCGAUGGCGGCUGCGAGCCACUGCCCGAGGGCCUGUUCUGGCUGCUGAUGACCGGCGAGGUGCCAACCAAGGCCCAGGUCCAGCAACUGUCCUGCGAAUGGGCUGAUCGCGCUGCACUGCCCCAGCAUGUUGUCAACAUGCUGAACAAUAUGCCAACGACCCUGCAUCCAAUGUCCCAGUUGUCUGCCGCCGUUGUGGCCCUCAACCAUGACAGCAAGUUCGCCAAGGCCUACUCCGAAGGUGUGCACAAGAGCAAGUACUGGGAAUAUGCCUACGAGGACAGCAUGGAUCUGAUUGCCAAACUCCCAGUGGUGGCUGCAACUAUCUACUGCAACACCUAUCGCGGCGGCAAGGGCUCCCGUGCCAUUGACUCCAGUCUGGAUUGGUCGGCCAACUUUGUGAAAAUGCUCGGCUAUGACAGCCCCGAGUUCACCGAGCUGAUGCGUCUCUAUCUGACCAUCCACAGCGACCAUGAGGGUGGCAAUGUAUCUGCCCACACGGUGCAUCUGGUUGGUUCAGCUCUGAGCGAUCCCUACUUGUCAUUUGCUGCCGGUAUGAAUGGUCUGGCGGGUCCAUUGCACGGACUUGCCAACCAGGAGGUACUCAUCUGGCUGCGUAAGCUGCAGAAGGAGGCGGGUAACAACCCGUCGGAGGAGCAGCUUAAGGACUACAUCUGGAAGACCCUCAAGUCUGGACAGGUGGUGCCUGGAUAUGGUCAUGCUGUGCUGCGCAAGACUGAUCCACGUUACACUUGCCAACGGGAGUUUGCACUGAAGCAUCUGCCCGAGGACGAGCUGUUCCAGCUGGUGUCCAAGAUCUACAAGGUGGUGCCCCCAAUUCUAACUGAGACCGGCAAGGUCAAGAACCCCUGGCCCAAUGUUGAUGCUCAUUCGGGUGUCCUGCUGCAAUACUACGGCAUGAAGGAGAUGAACUACUACACUGUGCUCUUCGGCGUUUCGCGUGCGUUGGGCGUGCUCGCUUCUCUUGUCUGGGAUCGUGCUCUUGGCCUGCCCAUCGAGCGUCCCAAAUCCCUAUCCACCGACAUGCUCAUGAAGAUGGUCAAGAAGUAAGCUAAGCAACAACGCAAUUGACGGAUGGACGGACUGCAUUUCUAGCAGUGCAGCGAAGUGUGGCAAUGGGAAGUUCAAAUGUAGCAAAGCAAAGGAAAAGUAAUAUUAGAAAAAAACCUACAAUAAAUCAAUGAGAAAAUUUGCAAAAACA